AAAAGUACCAACCACACUUUGUUAGGAGAUAGAGUCCCUCUCUAAAAAACCCUAAACUUAGUUAUCGACUUAUAAUCUUGACAGCUCCGAGUAUUUUGACGUCUUUAGUACCAAAUUAUCUAGAGGAACUCUGAAAGUAGCUCUGACAUUGACAGCUAAGCAAACUAAGCCGGCUUGCACCUAAGUGGUCAUGUAAUCGUAUGUCACAUUUAAUUAAACACACUGUGUUUAUAAUAACUAAAACAAUAGAACGAACAAACAAAUAAAAUUCCCAGACACCCGAAUUCCCAACUCAAAGACUUACACAAAGAACACGACUCAAAAAUAAAUUUAGACGGUGGGCAGCGAAAAUACUAAAACACGUAACAAAAAUAAUGAACUUGAAAUGGGAGCUGCGAAACGGUGAGAUCCUGGCCGAGGAACGCGGUGCAGUUGUCGUUUCAAAUCAUCAGUACACAUUGGAUGUUUUAGGAAUGUUCAAUAUAUGGGAUGUGGCUGAUAGAAUUUCAGCGAUAGCCAAAAAAGAACUGUUUUACGUUUGGCCAUUUGGUCUUUCUGCCUAUUUGGCCGGAGUAGUCUUUAUAGACAGAUACGAUCCCAAGGAAGCUUAUAAACAGCUUCAGGUCACUUCAGAAGUUAUGACAAAGAACAAGACGAAAAUCUGGAUAUUCCCUGAAGGCACCAGAAAUAAGAAUUUUACAAAAUUCCUACCAUUUAAAAAAGGAGCCUUUAACAUUGCUGUUUCUGCUCAAGUUCCUGUCAUACCUGUGGUUUAUUCUCCAUAUUACUUCAUCAAUCCCAAGAAGCAUAUCUUCAAUAAAGGUCACGUAAUAAUGCAGUGUUUGGAGCCAAUACCCACUAAAGGAUUAACUAUGGAAGAUGUACCUAUUUUAAUACAAAAAGUAUACGAAAAAAUGACUGCGGCCUAUAAAGAACUAUCCAAGGAAGUCUUAAGCGAUUUACCUCCAGAUUAUGCUUACAGCCCUGUUGGAUAACCAAUAGCAGUUUUUUUUAAUUAGAUUUAAAUUAAAAUUAGUUUUAAAUUAGAUUUAAGUCCUGCUAGCUUUUAAAUGCUA
Messenger RNA from Bombyx mandarina (wild silkworm), 1076 nucleotides. It is a transcript of the gene AGPAT5, whose product is annotated as 1-acylglycerol-3-phosphate O-acyltransferase 5. Gene Ontology annotation, molecular function: 1-acylglycerol-3-phosphate O-acyltransferase activity. Gene Ontology annotation, biological process: phosphatidic acid biosynthetic process. The record is from RefSeq and is a predicted model, not a curated record. Gene Ontology annotation, cellular component: endoplasmic reticulum; membrane. NCBI's taxonomy places the organism in Eukaryota, Metazoa, Arthropoda, Insecta, Lepidoptera, Bombycidae.